AACUAAGCAUUUACGAAUUGCCGCUGAUAAUUCGUUUGCAAAAAGUAAGACUAAGAGGGUCCUCCCUAAUUUUUUUCUAGUAAAUCAUUCCUUCUCUACUUCGUUUGGGCUAGCCGCAACCAAGCAAAAGGCCCAUUGCCCCUUUCAAUGUACAGAACCCAACAAGCUCCGAACUUGCCGGACAAGUCUCCACUCCACAGUCUUUUGUUUCGCCCUUUUAACUCCUUUCAAAAAAUUUUCCUUUCCCUCCACAAUCAUUCUUUUUCCUUUCUCUUCCUUCCAUUUCCUUUCCCUGUUAGCCUUCUCUUUCUCCAGGCUUUGGGCUCUAAUAGAUCCUUGCGUUGUAUAGUCAGCGAUAAAAUGGAGCAACAGAGAAAGCAGAAGAUGGUUCAACAACAACAAGACGAGGAGCUUGAGGAGAUGCAGCAUGGCCCGUUCCCUGUAGAGCAACUUCAGGCAUCGGGCAUUGCGUCCCUGGACGUAAAGAAGCUUAAGGAUGCAGGUCUUUGCACGGUUGAAUCUGUUGCUUACACCCCAAGGAAAGAUCUUCUUCAGAUCAAAGGAAUCAGUGAAGCUAAAGUUGACAAGAUUGUGGAAGCAGCUUCCAAACUGGUCCCAUUGGGUUUCACCAGUGCUAGCCAGCUCCAUGCUCAGCGGCUGGAGAUAAUUCAGAUAACAUCUGGGUCAAGUGAACUUGAUAAAAUUUUGGAAGGUGGUAUUGAGACAGGAUCCAUUACCGAGAUAUAUGGUGAGUUCCGUUCUGGAAAGACUCAGCUUUGUCACACAUUGUGUGUCACAUGCCAACUUCCAUUAGAUCAAGGUGGCGGUGAGGGAAAAGCAAUGUACAUAGAUGCUGAAGGCACAUUCAGACCACAAAGACUCUUACAAAUAGCGGAGAGGUUUGGACUGAAUGGUGCUGAUGUCUUGGAGAAUGUGGCCUAUGCUAGAGCAUAUAACACUGACCAUCAGUCGAGGCUUUUGCUUGAAGCAGCUUCAAUGAUGGUGGAAACAAGGUUUGCACUUAUGAUAGUAGAUAGUGCUACUGCUCUCUACAGAACAGAUUUUACUGGUAGGGGUGAACUUUCUGCCCGACAAAUGCAUCUUGCAAAAUUCCUCAGGAGCCUUCAGAAGUUGGCAGAUGAGUUUGGUGUCGCUGUCGUAAUUACAAACCAAGUAGUUGCCCAAGUGGAUGGUUCAGCAAUCUUUGCUGGACCUCAAAUUAAGCCUAUUGGCGGUAACAUCAUGGCUCAUGCUUCCACAACAAGACUGGCUCUCCGAAAGGGAAGAGGGGAGGAGCGCAUUUGUAAAGUAAUAAGUUCUCCUUGCUUGGCUGAGGCUGAAGCUCGAUUUCAGAUUUCUCCAGGAGGUGUUGCUGAUGUCAAGGACUGACCUGUUUCUGCUCAUUGUUUCCCAAACAAAACCCGAUCAAGCUCCUUUUAUUGAUCAAUAUGUUUCUGUAGCUGACUGCUUCUGCGGCUACCACAAAUCUGUAAUUUUUUUGUCUGCAAUGAAGCUUGCCAAAUUUCUUGUUCUCCAUUUUGCAAGGAUUAAAUUUCUUUUAAUGGAGAACCAAAACAAGUUAUUUAUGUUUGAGCUCUUGCUCCUAUCAGUAGUGUCCUUA
This is a messenger RNA of Durio zibethinus, 1621 nucleotides long. Its product is annotated as DNA repair protein RAD51 homolog. Gene Ontology annotation, cellular component: condensed nuclear chromosome. Lineage: Eukaryota; Viridiplantae; Streptophyta; Magnoliopsida; Malvales; Malvaceae. Gene Ontology annotation, biological process: reciprocal meiotic recombination; DNA recombinase assembly; chromosome organization involved in meiotic cell cycle. Gene Ontology annotation, molecular function: ATP hydrolysis activity; ATP-dependent DNA damage sensor activity; ATP binding. The record is from RefSeq and is a predicted model, not a curated record.